Oncorhynchus tshawytscha (Chinook salmon) is the source of this 2337-nucleotide messenger RNA. RefSeq names its product fibroblast growth factor 4B. Gene Ontology annotation, cellular component: cytoplasm. Gene Ontology annotation, biological process: positive regulation of protein phosphorylation; fibroblast growth factor receptor signaling pathway; positive regulation of gene expression. The transcript has 3 exons. Gene Ontology annotation, molecular function: growth factor activity; fibroblast growth factor receptor binding. NCBI's taxonomy places the organism in Eukaryota, Metazoa, Chordata, Actinopteri, Salmoniformes, Salmonidae. The record is from RefSeq and is a predicted model, not a curated record. Bases 306 to 887 code for a protein of 193 amino acids.
AUGUCAUUUCGGGGCACAUAUAAGUAUCAUCAGGAGAGGGACAUGGCUAUGUCUUGCAACACGACUGACAAUUCACAACUCGAUCUAAAAGCAUCUCGGAAUAGAGUAAUUCAGCGGAGCCAUUGAAGUAGCCUACAGAAAAUACUUCAUGCAGACUCAAAAAUAAGUUCACUGGAGGCUCAGACAGUCCCACAGUCUCCACAACUUUUCCGUCAACCUGUGAGCACCACGGACAGGGGAAAGAGGGGUUUGGGCAAAAUUGUAAAACAAAUUCAAACACGUGAGACCGCACUGACCACACAAGGAUGUCUGUCCACGCGUCCUGGCUACCAGUACCGCUGCUGGUGUGGGGACUAGUCUGCAGCUCAGUGCGCACUGCCCCGUUAGCGGGUAUGCAGAACGGCGCUCUUGAGCGGCAUUGGGAAACGCUCUACUCUCGAUCACUGGCUCGGAACCCGUGGGAAAAGAGAGAAAUCACCCGGGAUGGUGAAUAUCUUAUGGGCAUCAAAAGACUUAGGCGUCUCUAUUGCAACGUCGGCAUUGGGUUUCAUAUUCAAGUUUUACCAGACGGAAAGAUAACUGGAAUACAUAACGAAAAUAGAUACAGUCUCCUUGAGAUAUCACCUGUGGAGAGAGGGAUUGUGACCAUCUUUGGAGUCCGAAGUGGUCUGUUUCUAGCCAUGAACAGCAAAGGGAAGCUCUAUGGCUCUGGUCAUUACAAUGACGAGUGUAAGUUCAAGGAAAGCCUCUUGGCAAAUAACUACAACGCCUAUGAAUCUGCAGCCCACCCAGGGAUGUAUAUUGGACUGAGUAAGACUGGCAAAACCAAAAAAGGAAACCGGGUAACACCAGCAAUGACAGUGACACACUUCUUACCGAGGAUCUGAAUGAUUCCAGACAGACUGUGCCUUCAACAGAGGGCAGAGGAGAGAGAGAGAGGAAACAAUGCACUUUCAAAUGGUUUUUCUAGAGUGAGAUAUUUAAAUAGUUUAUUUAUGAUUCUUGAGGCUUUUUAUAUUUUGGGAAAGUGGAAUUACGUAGAAAGGGAACAUGAAAAAAAUGACUUUUUUUUAUUUUAUUUUAUUUUUUAAAUCUAUUGAAUGUGCGCUGCUAUAAGUGUCUUGAGAGGAGUACAUUUUCUUUUUAAACGUCAAAUGGAUUUUGCACUGUUUUUAAGUUAUUGUUGUGCGGCAAUGGUUGUACAGUACGUGUCCUCGUCUUACUUGUGUUACUUUGAAAGAAGUUGCUGUCCCAAGUUUGUCAGAGUUGUGUCUCAGCAUCAAAAAGAUAGACAAUGACGGCAAAGGUCCAAACCAUUCAAAGUUAAUUACAGGUCCCAUGAUUAGUCAUUUAUUGGCCGACACAAUGGCAAUUGGGACUUACAAAAACUCAACAACACAGAAAUGGGUUUCUGCAUUACAUUUGUCGUGUGGUCAUGGUCAGAGUUGUGUGUGUUAUGGCAGUAUUUCUACGUAAGAAAGACCACUUGUUAUUUUUCCAUUCCUAAUUGAUUUAUUUUUUUACUACCUCAGUGUGGACGUGCAAGCUCUAGGGAUUGUGUUGUUGUUUGUUCUGUGUCUUCUACAGUAUAUGUUGUUCUGUCAUAUUUCUGAGCGUGACAUAUGACGUUGCCACACUUCUGUGUUUUACAAGUUGCAACUUAACCUACACUGUAUACCGCCGAUAAGGUCAACUGGAGGAAUUGAGAGGAACCCAUUCAGAGAGAGGGAAUCUGAGGUUAGAAGGCACAUCUAUAGUGUACGUUCAGGGUUAAAGGGAACUCUGGUCUAGGGUUGAACUAUAUUUUUGUUGUAUGCAUGUAUGGUAAAAACUCUUUCAUAAAUAGUACAUGCAGCACACAAAUGACUGGACGGUACUUGAUUAUCAGUAAUUUAUGACAAUUCCACUUUCUUAUGUUUUCUGUAUUUCAAAUAUAUGUAUUGUUGUACUCAAUGCCUGAUAUGUGGUUUUGUAAAUCCUUGUGAAUUGACUUCCCUUGCAGUUGUCAAUAGUAAGAACCCAUAUUAGCUUUGGGAGUAUGUUGCUAUUUCAGUUUUUUUAUUCAUGCAAACUAAACCAAGAAGAAUGUCCUUUCUUGCUGGCACAGAGGAUGCAGAAAAUGAACAAAAACUGAAACUAGAUGUGUUUCUUACUGUGUUCAUUCAUAUGAUCCCUUGUGAUCUCCUGCAAUCAGUUCAACAUUAUAUUAUGUUCUCUGUUAUGCAUUUCAUGUGUAUAAAAACUAUGUCUGUAGUUUUAUACAGGUCCUGUUCAACUUUGUGGUGUAUGUGCUGUGCACAUUAUCAAAAAACUUAAAGAAAGUCAAUAAAUUAUGUU